Molecule: messenger RNA, 3412 nt
Organism: Perca flavescens (yellow perch)
Lineage: Eukaryota; Metazoa; Chordata; Actinopteri; Perciformes; Percidae
Product: claudin domain-containing protein 1
Exons: 4
Coding region: 507-1265 (252 amino acids)
Cellular component (GO): membrane
Source: RefSeq, a predicted model, not a curated record
CGCAUGGAUUAGUGUGUUUACAACUCAUAUCAUCCCUGGUGCACCCGGCAUUACCCUGUCGUCCGAAAUAGAACCAUGCAAUUAGCAUUUUCAGGCUGGUGCAGGACAUAACGUACUAGGCUAUUUUAUAAUACAUGCCUGUUACUUUCUUUGGUAAGGUUAUUAUUGCGAACUAGCUGUGUGAUAGCCUAUCUGUCGCAGCGUCAGGCCACCCACCAUCUGUGGAAGUGGGACAAGGGAACAGAUGGCGCAUCCGAGCCGCCCUGCAGCGCUGCUGACGCUGACUGUUAGGACAGCACUGGAGAUGAGUAUCAGUCAAUAAAAUAAAAGGCUGUUGUUAGCUUUUGCACAUAAGGCCAGUAUUUUUUUGCAGGCAUGACAAUGUCAGAGUGACUUGGAUAAGAGUGAUUGACAGGAAGCAUUGCAGAUUGACCAAAUUGAUGCGCGACGACUCGACCACUGGCAUCAACUUAAUCCCAUUUGACGUGUCUCCAGCUCGGUGAACAAUGGUUGACAACCGCUACGCUACAGCUCUGGUCAUCGCCUGUGUGCUGAGCAUACUGGCCACCGUGUAUCUUUCGGUGGCCAUCGGGACGCAGCACUGGUACCAGUACAGCAGCCCCACCGUGCGCGGAGAGGCCAACGUGUCCGAGCUGCGCUCCCUGUAUGAGGAGUUCAUGGACGGGGAGUUUGAUGAGAAAACCUACAGCGACACCCUGUUCCGCCUCAACGGGACUGUGGGCCUCUGGUGGCGGUGUGUGCUCGUUCCUGCCAACGCACACUGGUACAAAGAGCCAGAUGUCAAGAUUAUGCUAGAGUGUCGAAGCUUCACUCUACAUCAGCAGUUCACUCCAAAGUAUAAAGAACCAGGCAACCACAACAGUGGAGAAGACAUGCUGCGCACAUACUUGUGGAGGUGCCAGUUUCUGCUGCCACUGGCGUCCUUGGGUCUGGUGGUGUUGGCAGCCCUGACUGGGUUUUGUGCCUGCCUCUGCCGAAGCCUCACCCCCACCCUCGGCAUAGGAGUACUUCACCUGCUGGCUGGCCUCUGCACCUUAGCCACAGUGUGCUGCUACCUGGCGGGAAUGGACCUGCUCCACAGGGUGUCGAUGCUGCCUGAUAAGGUGGAUGGCUCUCUGGGCUGGUCCCUCUACCUGGCUCUCAUUUCCUCCCCGCUCCACAUGAUGGCCGCCGCGCUGCUGGUGUGGGCAGCACGCAGCCACAGUCAGAACUACUACCGUAUGACUGCCUACCGGGUGGCGUAGACUGAGAUUCAGCUCUGGAUCUUUGCCCUGUUUAAAUUCAUACCCCACUCUGUCACCAAGAUGCAUUUUAUAAUGUUCGCAGAGAAAUGUGAUGUGGGUUAAUCUGUGCGUUUUGCCCUCUGAUGGAUUAAAGUGCAUGUACUAUAUAGUAAUGAUGACCCUGUCUGCUGCGUUAAAGGACUAGAUUUUUAUCUCUCUACGGGUUAUAGGAAUUGGUUUGCAAAAGGUCAACCAGAAAGAUGUCUAUAGUAGAACAUAUGUUUGCUUCAGAGUAACUUAACACCAAGCUGUAAAGCAUUAGCUCUGUCCCAGUUUCAUAUUACACAUUAAGUAAUUCCAGGUUCUGAAUAAGAAGUGCACUCACAUUGAAAAAGUAUAAAGAAACAAAGUAAUUGCUGACAUUUAGGAAUGCAGAAACAUCAUUAAAAAAUAAAUUGGACAGGAAAAAGUCAAAGGAGUAGUCAACAUGAUCAGACAAGAUUUAAACAAAUCCUUAGAUAAGAUAAUAUAUACCAGCAUUUCAUAUGUUCUCUUAUCUGCAGCUAGUUUCUUGCCCUGUCAAAUUUGAUUAUAGGGAAGUUGCUGUGUUCCCAUUGUUCCUAAUACAAAAUUAUAAGAGCAGAAGCAUUAUAAGAUCAGUUCAGAAACACAAUGUUGUCUAUUUAAAGGCAUUUGUGUUUUGGAGUUUCAUCAAUCUAAUACAAAUUAACCCAAAUUGUAAUAGGAAUUAUCAUUAAAGUAUGCAGGUUUUAGUAUGCUUACUAAAUUUGCUGGAUUCCUAAGACUGUUGUUGACUAUGAACUACGAUGUAAUGUACAAAGCAAAACGAAGCAGAUACUCACAACUGGAUAAAAUGUAUUCAAAUUGUGGACACCUGGGGUGUAUAAAAUAUUUUAAAACAACUCUUUAACUGGCAGGUGUGUUUGAAAGUUGCAGAUUAAUUUGAUGCUUAGAGAUUAUUACAUAUACAGUUCGCACAUAAAAAAAAAGGUUUGUGGUAUGGCAUUGGUACACACCUUUUGUUUUACUGACCUCUUUUAUUCCACCUCUUAUCACACCCAGAAUCACAGUUUCGUGUGGUGACACCUAGUUACAUUUAUAAAAACACAGCUGACGUUGGUGUACUGGCACUGAAGCAAGACAAAAACCGCAAAGGCAUUCAUAAUAUGUUUAUUUUGACAGGUUUGCUGUUGUGCAAUAAGUCUUUUACUUUAGCUGCUUCAAAACACAGACUGGGACAGUGGGCAUCAAUGAUUGAGAGUGACAAUGAAUAUUAUGUAUAUACGUUUGUGUUCUUACAAAAAAGAUUGACGUUCCUUUUUUUUUAACUUAAGUGACAUUUAUUUAUUCAUGGCCGUUAUUAGGGUCAGAUUGUGUUUGUUUUACAUUUCUUUACCCACUGAAUUGUUUUCUUUACUAUUUUUCAAGCAUUACUAACGUUUUGACUGAUUUCUUUUUUAGGCUUUUGUAGAAAAUAUCAAAAAGUUAUGCUUUAAACAUUGUCGUGGUUUUUAACCAUUUCUUGUUUAGUUUAGUUGCCCUUACAUGCUCAUAUACAUUGGUUUGAUUUUGUAAAUAUAGUUGUGUUUGUUAUUAUUUAUUUUUACUCAUAUUUGUUCAUUUAUUUUUUAUUCAGUUGUUACAACCAUUUCAAUUCAACAGGAAUGAAUGGAAACAGUGUUUCCCUGUUAGGCAUUAUGAAUGUAAAUUAAAGGCCAUAUUGUGGUAAUCUACAGUGUUCCUUUGCACUUAAAUUAUUUUGAACAUAUCCUGAAUAUUGCUGUAUUGGUCCAUAGUGAAUUUCUAUUUCUAUUUUUUGAAGAUGUGUCCCAAAACAAAAUCAAUUUAGAAAAGAAUAGUACCCUAAAAACUAUGCUAUACAUUUGCAGACAUGUAUAAAUUACCACCAGUCUCAAUAAAACUAAAGAAUGUCUGUGAAAUGAUGCACUGUAUGUGGUCUGAUGGGUCUUAUGGUAAAUUAGAUUGUAUUUUGCAUAUUCAGCCUUUUAAGUCAAGAAAUCGUUCUAUCCCAGAAUCCACUGUAGCGUAAAUAUAACAGCAAAUGUCCAUGUAUGACUGCUUUUGUGAAUCUACAGUGAUGUUCACUCUCUUGAUAAAUGUACACCUAAAUAUUGUGUGUGAGUGUA